Ornithodoros turicata is the source of this 4295-nucleotide messenger RNA. It is a transcript of the gene Atg16, whose product is annotated as autophagy-related protein 16-1-like. Bases 399 to 2042 code for a protein of 547 amino acids. Gene Ontology annotation, biological process: autophagosome assembly. Gene Ontology annotation, cellular component: autophagosome membrane. Gene Ontology annotation, molecular function: protein binding. The record is from RefSeq and is a predicted model, not a curated record. The transcript is spliced from 15 exons. NCBI's taxonomy places the organism in Eukaryota, Metazoa, Arthropoda, Arachnida, Ixodida, Argasidae.
AGUUGGUGUGCACGUAACAAGUGUCUUAAUAUAACAUCGAACAAAACGUAAAAAGUCAACAAACUAGUAAAUCUAAAGACAGUACACUGUGCCGUUCAAAUCAGCUGCUGCAUUUAUUUACAUCAUGUGAUAAUGACAAUGCUCGGUCUGCUCACGCCCGUACGUCCGUACCAUUGCUAUUCUUGCAUCGCGAUGGCAGAUGCAAAUUCGCAUUUCUGCAAACAUAUUGGUGUGCCAAUGAGACGGAAAUAAAUGUAACCAACACACGGUUACGUGCUGUAUCAGCUAUGUUACAUGUUGACCCCCUUCAAAGUGGUGUGCCAGUGUCUUGAACUUGAAGUUAUGCAAGAACUUUUAUAGUGAAGCUCGAUAUAACUAUGUGAAUAUAGCUGACGGGUAUGGCAGCCUACGAAAGCGGAGGUGCACAGUGGCGUAGUGACAUUUUAAAAUCUCUUCAGGAAAGGAAGAACAUCGAAUGCAAACAAUUUGAGGACCUCGUAGCAUUUAGCUCACACCUGUUUGACCGGGUCGACGUUCUAAAGGGAGAAAAUGUGCAACUUACAGUGCAGAAAGAACGGCUACAGCAAGAAAACCUGCAACUUCAAACACAUCCUGAGUCGAGCCUUGGAAAACCCAGAACAGCACUCGAAGAUAAGGUGUUCCAACUCCAGGAAGAGAUGACAGAGCUUCUUCGUCGUAAAUCGGAACACUCACAGCAGCUGAUAGACUUAAAAGUAGCAGUCGAAGAGAAAGAAAGGCACCUUCAGCAAAAAGAUACAAGAAUAGCAAAACUAGAGCAGGAAGUGAGCUCACUGACUGAAACUUUGAAGGCAACUCAGAAAGACCUACAAGAAAUGCAAGAUGCCAACCAGCUAUUACGUGACGAGCACUCUGCCCUUCAGUUGGCAUAUGCCAGCAAGGAGAACAGCAUGUUCCGCCUGGAAAGAGAACACCAGGAUUUGAUUACUAGGUGGAUGGCACUCAAGUCCCGUGACGCAGAUAAGCUCAAUGCUGAAAAUGAAAGGAUGCUCAGGAUGAAGCAUGCCAAACUGAAAAAAGAGUUGGAAGAUGCUGCAAAGGAACCUGUUGUCAUCCCUACAGACAAUUCACGCACUGUUCCGUUCUGUGUUCAGGCAUUCUUACCAAGCAAGCUGCUCCUCAAGUUUGAAGCCCAUGAUGGAGAGGUUAAUGCUGCAAGGUUUACCCCUUCAGGAAGAAUGAUCUGCACUGGAGGGGGGGACAGAAAAGUCAAGAUCUGGGAGUUCACGAGAGAUCAGGCCUUGUUAAAGGGAUCGUUAGGAGGAAGCAAUGCAGCUGUGAUGUCAAUAGACAUUGACACUGAAGAAAACUUGGUCUUGGGUGCCUCCAAUGAUUUUGCAAGCCGUGUGUGGACCAUCUGUGACCAACGGCUACGGCACACAUUGACAGGACACAGUGGAAAAGUUUUAGCUGCCAAAUUUCUUGGAGAAUCCAGUAAAGUAGCCUCGGGAAGUCAUGACAGAACUCUCAAGAUUUGGGAUCUACGGAGCCGUGCAUGCGUCCGGACAAUCUUUGCUGGAUCCUCCUGUAAUGACCUUGUUUCUAGUGAUGGAGCAGGAACCAACUUGAUCAGCGGCCACUUUGAUAAACGCAUUCGUUUUUGGGACACCCGGUCUGAAGCAAGUGCCAACGAAAUAGUGCUACCAGGAAAAAUCACAUCCCUGGACCUGUCGCCCGACCGCAACCAGUUGCUCGCCUGCGUAAGGGACGACAGUCUCAAACUGUUGGACGUGCGGAUGAAUCAGGUCCUGUAUAGUUACGGGGAUGAGAAUUUCAAGGUAGCCUGUGACUUUACAAGGGCCAGGUUCAGUCCAGAUGGAGGUUACAUCACUGUCGGCUCACAAGACGGUACACUCUUUGUUUGGAACACCACUACAGGGAAGCUCGAGAAAAAGCUCAAAGAAAUUAGUUCAGCCAUCCUCGCCUGUUCCUGGAGCCCCAGCGGAGAUUAUAUUGUCAGCACGGACAAGGACAAGAGAGUCUGCAUCUGGUCACAGAUUUGAUACUGCCCCCUUCACUGUGUGUGUAGCAGCUGAAGUAUACCGCUGUCAGUUUUCCAUCUAUGUGAGUGCUGCUUGUACAGUUGCAUUUGUGGAAGAAAUACGCACUGUUCAAAUUUCAGGAGUUGAAAUGGUCUGCAGGCAUCUCCUACGUUUUUAAUGCAUUGCAAACUGACUUUCUCAUAGAGAACGAUAAGCAUUUUGAACGUCCUUGAAAAGUACUGUGUUCUAUAUGCUUAGGUACAGCUCAACUGGAACAUAGCAGAGUCUUUGACGGCACUCUGUGAUUGGCCGUGUAUCUCCUAUGUUGUUUUGUUCACGCUGACACUCGUCGGUGUACUAGUCGGGCUGUCUCUGGUUCCAGGUAAAAACGCGCAUGGUGAAGACAUGUCACAAUUUGCGAAGUUAAGUGACAGUGCAGCUGCGAUUUAUUCAGCUUGUAUAGUCUCCGUAAUGUUUGGUGACGCCCCUCCUCUUCUUUCCUGCGCAUCUGUUAUGGGAGGGGGAGGAGGGGAUUUUGUUAUAUCAGCAUUGGACACGUAUAUUGGUGAAGAAAAAUAAAGCUGUUACAACUUUAACGUCACUACCCCAGUGCUUGCGGUUUUGGAUAACGCACUGCAUGAAAGUAUGUAUUGUUGCGAAUGAUUGUGCUGGCAAGGUUUUCAGAUUUCAGAGCAUAACUUUCACAUGGCUUGGUUGUUGUGUUUUUGCCAAAAUACAUUAUUUUUGGGUGGGUUGCAGGAGCGCCCGUAGACUGGCUUAAUUUGUGUAUAGUAGUACAUAAAAUAGGCAUAUAUACAUCGAUGUAUUUUACUUUUUGGUUUAUAAUGCCACACUUUGGAAAUGUGUACCUUGUUGUCCUGCAAAUCCAUAAUGCAUUCAUUGUCUACAUACUGUCUCAUUAGAGGGUGUUUCAUUUAUAGAACCAAUUCACAAUUGUAUCCAAAUUUGUCGAAGUAACCGGAAUGGUUGCAGCUCUAGGUAUAGUGUGGAGUAAACAUUUUUCGGAAGUUGUUUGAAGCUAACAAAAUACAUUGUGCUGUGCUAGCCUUUCUUGCAGGACUUGCCACGGAGCUGUGUUACGAAAAGGCUGUGUGGCAGCAUACAUCUAUCAGCAUGCCUGCAUUUGUGCUGUGCUAGCUUUUCCUAUAGGAUUUGCCACGGAGCUGUGUUACGAAAAGGCAUUGUGGCAGCAGACAGCUAUCAGCAUGCCUGCAUUUGUGCUAUUUUGUGCGGCAUCACAUGCGAAUCACUUUCAGAAGUCUUGGAAACAGGGUUUCCCAAAUUGCGUGUUCAGUGCCCAGCAAGCUUUAGGGUUUCACAUACAUUUGCAUCAGUCAGCGCCACCUACAUGGGCGUGCCAUAUUUAUUUACGCUUUAUUAUUUUUUACACAUAACAUUUUUUAUACAUUAGUUUUUUCUCCCUGCAUGUGCCAGCCACUUCGCUGUGGGUAGAUGCGUCAACCCUCUGGAUGCAAUCCCCUUGAAGCCAAAUGUGCUUGUGCCACCAGCAUGGUGACCUUUCCAUGACCUGCCACAACCAUUUCUUAGCUGUGUGUCGUACCACCUCUUGGCAACUGCGUCCAGCCAAUCAAUAACUGUGGAAUGACAUCCUCGACCCAGUCGUUUUUACUGGCAUCACGAUUGCAUUGCAGGAGAUUGCCGCACGUACCCACUGGCUGUAGUCGAGGGCUUCGACACCCAUCGAACAACGAUCUUUCUCAUUUUAAGGAACUUACGCAUGAGCCAACGUAAUGUGUUUCUGACAGGUCUUGUGGCCGCCUAGGGUUUUUGACAAUGUAGUGCACCAGUUCUCCAGAUGGACAUACUCCAUCUGGACGAUGGUUGUUGCUUUUGUUGCAGUCACUUUCAUUUCGGAACUACUGCCCUUCUCCGUUGAGGUACGGCUGUUUUUCCAGCCCCUCGCCCAGCUGCGUACGGGUAGCAGCUGCUUCGAAAGUGUAAAUCAAUAUGGUACGUCCCUCGCAUACGGUCUUACAUCGGUCAGGUAUGCAAAAGAAUGGCGUAAUACGUUGUGAAUUAAUUUUGAAUGACAGUGUAUGGGAAACAGAGUGCAGAACUUCCUUAAAAUACACUUUGUGUGUGGAAAACAACAAGGUCGCUGAAUUCGCUUCGUGAUUAUAUUCAUGCUGCAUUUCAUAGUGCAGAAAGCAUACUUUGGCAUAGUGUGAACUGUGAGUUUCUAACUUUGCUGCCAAUACUUGAAAAUACAUAGUAUUUAUGUUUCUACAUGGA